Pogona vitticeps (central bearded dragon) is the source of this 838-nucleotide messenger RNA. RefSeq names its product centrosomal protein 19 (gene CEP19). The record is from RefSeq and is a predicted model, not a curated record. Gene Ontology annotation, biological process: microtubule anchoring at centrosome; trans-Golgi to periciliary membrane compartment transport. Lineage: Eukaryota; Metazoa; Chordata; Lepidosauria; Squamata; Agamidae. Gene Ontology annotation, cellular component: ciliary basal body; spindle pole; centrosome.
CGCAAAGAAUUUUUUGUUGCGGCUCCCACUACUGAAGAAAACAGCCUGCAGCCCUUCCAAGGAAAACGCCAAGGCCACUCGUACAGGGGCACAGAAAAUUGGGAUGUCUCCUGACUGAACUGAUGGCAGGAGUUGGGAUGUCUUAUGUUGCAAAGAAGUGUGGCAUCCGAUUACAGCCUCCAUCUAUUAUUUUAAUCUAUGAAGAUAAGCUCAAGAGUAACAUGCGCAAGCGCAUCAUGCCUGUCCGAAAUUUCUCCAAGUUUUCAGACUGCAGCAGAGCAGCAGAGCAGCUAAAGAAUAAUCCUCGGCACAAGAUCUAUUUGGAAGGAGUCUCGUUGGAACAGUUACAAAAGUUAUACCAUUUGCUGCGAUACCACUUGGAAGGACAAAGUUUGACUGAAAGUUUGGAAGCAGUUCAGCAAGAAAAAACAGUUGACCCAGAAGAGGAUCUGAACAAACUGGAUGAUGAUGAGUUAGCCAAAAGGAAAAGAAUAAUGGACGAGCUGUUUGAAAAGAACAGGAAAAAGAAAGAGGAUCCUGAUUUUGUCUACAAUGUAGAGGUGACAUUUCCACAGGAUGAGGAACUUGAAGCUUGUGAGUGGGAUACAGAAUCAGAUGAGGAAUUCUGACCCAGAAUAAGGUUCUGGGUUAUAUGGAUCUGCUUACACUGGGAAUGACUUUUUACUUGUGUUUUACCUAUGUAAAUAAAGCAUACUCCCACGUAUUUUAGCAACCAAAAAACUGACAAAACAUACUAGUUGCUUGUGAAUUUUGUAUUGUCAAAUCAGAGCAAAACUGAUGCCUUUGUUUUCUUCAUUAAAAUGUAAACAUGCUGAUA